Vitis riparia (riverbank grape) is the source of this 718-nucleotide messenger RNA. Its product is annotated as putative RING-H2 finger protein ATL21A. NCBI's taxonomy places the organism in Eukaryota, Viridiplantae, Streptophyta, Magnoliopsida, Vitales, Vitaceae. Gene Ontology annotation, molecular function: polysaccharide binding. The record is from RefSeq and is a predicted model, not a curated record. The coding region runs from base 56 to 718 and encodes 220 amino acids. The transcript has a single exon.
UUCCUAUCCCAGAGAUUUCUGUCCUUGGCAAAAAUCACAAAUUCCUUCCAUAAAAAUGGAUCGAUAUCUCUGUUUGUUUUUGUUCUUGUUUCUGACCUUGUUUGUGGAGAUGAGAGGGGGCCGAGAUGAGUGCAUGACAUCGAAUGGUUGUGGCGACCAGGGUCCACUCAUCCAGUUCCCUUUCCGUCUAAAACACCAGCCACACCACUGUGGAUAUCCGGGAUUUGAGUUAUCUUGCACUGAGAAUAAUCAGACCAUGCUAGACCUGCCAGUUUCGGUAAAGCUCUUGGUGAAGAAAAUAGUUUACAAAUCCAGGGAAAUCAUUGUCCAGGACCCGGAUAAUUGCCUUGCGAGACAGCUUCGAAACCUCAAUUUAGCUGCCUCCCCCUUCCACUUCAAAUUUGAACAGGACUUCAUCUUCUUCAAUUGUUCCUCAGACGAAACAGAAUCAUAUGGUUAUGAUCAGUCCAUCCCUUGCCUUUCUAUCCCUGGUAACCCAGUUUAUGCUGUUGAGUCCUACGAACCUGUCCAAUAUUUGGACCUAUCCUCUUGCCGCAGGCUUUACAACGCUUCAGCUCCAGGUAAUCGAGAUUAUGGGGAUUUUAUGUUCAAUGGAAGUGCAUUUUCUUUGAAGUGGUCGAAAUCAAUAUGUGGAAGCUGCCCAGAAGGAGGAAAAAUAUGCAGACUGAAGAAAGUAAUAGCAGGGAACAGAAACUGA